Sclerotinia trifoliorum is the source of this 949-nucleotide messenger RNA. Lineage: Eukaryota; Fungi; Ascomycota; Leotiomycetes; Helotiales; Sclerotiniaceae. The record is from the annotation of a GenBank genome assembly.
UGCUGCUCUCUUUGUUUGAUGAACUGCGUGAGAAUAAUGCUCAUUGGAUACCUUAAAGCUUUGGUCUUCCUUUAUGCAUGCAUAGAAUUUAGUUCCUCAUCACCAAAUAAAGAAAUAUUGCGGGCAUAGCCUCUUUCAGGUAUCUGGAUUGAUUGGGACGUUGAGUCUAGGUAACACAACACUACCAAUUUUCCACAGUAGCAGUAGCGCAUCCAAGUAUAUAUCCCUUCAAGCACAAACAUGAUACACAAUAUACGAUGGUCAAGCCUUCUCUCCCAGCCGGAGCCUAGUACCACCACUAGCAAGGGCAAGGAUAACCCAGCUACCAAAUCACCAUAUGACACCGAUGAGAAAGCCAAAAGUUGUGAAACUCCUCUUGCCACACCAAUCCACCCAUUGGACGUCGACCGGCGCUUUUUUAUCACACCCUCAUCCCCACCCACCUCUCCAAAAACCAAACCCGAAUCCUCCACCAAUUGCCUCACAGAAGAAGCUCUCCUCGCCCUAACAUCCCAAUCACUCAUCCACGGCGGAGCCUGGAGCUCUCCUCGCAAACCCAAAUGCGAAAAACGAGCCAAAGAAAAAGUAUACACAGGUAUAGGGGAAGCACCGCGACCAAAAACUCCAAGCGAACUAGCUCGUGGGAAACAAUGGAUUAGCAAGCGAAAAACAGCCGCGGGGGAUAAGAGACGGGAAGUAGAAGAUGUGACUAUGAAUCAGGUGACGGGCAGGGAUCGAUGGACCAAGCCUGAGCCGGAAGAUGGGUUGGAUGUUGCGAAUUGGUGUAGAGGGAGUUGGCGUUGAAAAGAGCCUUUUGUUAUGUGGUAGCAAUAUUUUCUCCAGAUUAAAAUUCAAAACCGAAACCUUUUCGACAUACGGAUAGCUUUGACUUUUUGAAAUAAACGAUUUGACAAUAUAAAUAGAUUUGUUUUUGCCAAUCCCAUCCAAA